AUGGUUCCUUCGCUUCUUGACGGUGCCGGCCACGAACAUGUCGACGCGGCUCAACGCGGUGGCGCCGGCGGCGCGGACGUGCGGGACCUAGCCGCCGACUCGCAGAAGCUCGCCAUAGCGAUGGCCUCCAAGACCCCGGACGCGCAGUACACGGUGCAGCGGCUCGUGGCGGACCACUCGCCCGCCGUCAAGGGGAUACACGAGUCGCUGCUCGCCAUCACCGCAAAGAUCGACCUCGAGGUGAAGACGAGGAGGGAAGAACUGCUGGCCGUGGCGAAGAUGUGCACCCUUGUCGCGGCGGCGUCCGUCGUGGUCGUCUCCCAAGAGCACGAGCAGGAACGCCAACGGCACCAGCAACAACGACAACGCGAGCAGCGGCACGGGCCGAGCUGGAAGGGGACAGCGAGGAGCGCGACCUGCGGCUCCGACAACAACGGCGGCGGCGGCGGCGGCGGCGGCGGCGGCGGUUGCAGUGAGAGGAUGAUGCGGUUGCUGGACGUCGGGCCGUUGCGGGAGUGCGUCGAGGCGUUGGGGUUCUUGGUUGGGAGGAAGGAUGCAAGGCGACGAACCCUGCUGCGAAGGUCAGGCAGCAGCAGCAUCAAGGACGAGAUCGCCGACCUCAACGGCCGCGUGCUUGACGCCGCGAGAGAGAUGGGCCUUGCGGGGAUCUUGGCCGUGUUCAAGGGCGUCUUGGAGGACACCGGCGGAGGGUACGGGAGCAGCCCGGGCGGCAUCAGUGACGUCCUGACCCAGCAGGAGGUCGACCUGGCGCGGCAACCGAAGAGAUCUCCGCCAAGAGCUCGCGUCCCAUCCUUGCUCCCCCGCCGCGAGAGCUGGCACGUGAGGCGCGAGCUGGUCAUCGGCACUGUGCUCCGAAGCCUCCUCUCCGCUCCCGGGGGCAGCAAUAGCCGCGGCGGCAGCAGCAGCGGGGACGGCUACACCGCGGGCGGCGGCGGGCGGGCGGGAGGCGGGGGGAGGGAGGCGGGGCCCCGGGUGGUGGGCCUGGUGGGAGAGAGCGGGACCGGGAAGACCGCGACAGCGGCGGAGAUCGUGCGUGGGCCCGAGGUGCUGGAGUACUUCUCCGACGGCGUGGUCUGGCUGCCCGUCAACGAGGGCGACGGCGACCGAGACCGCCUCCCGUCCCUGAUGAAGAGGCUGGCGAGGAUCAUGUACGAGGAGGUCGGCAUCAAGCACGGCUUCGGCGCCCCCCCCGUGGGCGGCGGCGGCGGCGGCGCCAGCUCCGAUGAUCCCUGGGGAGGACCCCGUCAUGGCGGCGGGAGCGGGAGCGGUGCUGCGAACGACGGCGGCGGCGGCGGCGCGGCCUACGUCAAGGCCCUCGUGGAAGGCGGCGGUCAGCAGCAGCAGCAGGCCGUCGCCGCCGCCGCCGCCGCCGCCGCCGCCGCCGCCGCCGACGGCCACGGUGGGCCGCGCCAGCGGCGGCCGCUACGGUGCCUGGUCGCGGUGGACAACGUGUGCGAGGCCGAGGUGGUCGCAACGCUCGCGGAGACCGGCGUGUGGGUCCUGCUGACCACCCGCGACUGGGACGUGAUCCCCAGGGUAGGGGGCAAGCCGGUGGUGAUCGGCCGGCUCCUCGAGACGGACGCCGACUGGGUGCUGAGGAGGGCGUCGGAGCUACCGGGCGACGAGCCCCCGCCCGCCGGCGCGAGGGAACUAAUCGAGCUUUGCGGCCGGACGGUGCUGGACCUGGCGUUCGUAGGGAGGUGGAGCACGGUGUGCGGGAGCAAAGACCCGAUGGCGUGGCGGAACGCGGCCGACAGUAUCCGCGCGGAGCUCAACAACCUGGAGCUGACGCGGGAGGACGACGACGCGCGAAGCAGCGUCACCGUCGCCGGUAAGGUUGGCGGUGGCGGCGGGAAGGAGAAGAAGCUGCUGCUGCUGCAGCAGUCCACGGCCUCCUGCUCGACGAUCGAGGACGGAGCGCCGGCGUCGGUGAUUACCGGAAGCGAGGCCUCUUCUUUCGCGCCCUCCUCGACGUGCUUCUCCUCCACGUCGUCGUCUUCCAGCAGGGCUGCCCACCACGGCCGGGAGAGCCAGCGGAAGGCGAUCCUCCGCGCCGGGUUCCGGGACCUCGUCAGCGUGGCGGGCGAUGACGACUCUCGCUUACUGUACCUUUCGCUCGCGGUGUUGCCCGACGGCCACGAGUUCACGGUGAAGGACGCGGCGGUGCUGCUCCACGGCGACGGCAGCGCCCGGUGCGGCGAUGGAAUUGUGGCGGCGGCGGGGGGGAGGGGAGACACGGGUGGCGGAGGACGGGAGGAGAAGGCGGCGAGGAGGGUGCUCAGGGUCCUGGAGGCGCGGGGCAUCCUGACCGCGUCCGGGGGACGGGGAGGGAGGAGGAGGAGCGCAUCGUCGCCGUCGUCUUUCCGCAUGCACGAAGCCCACUCGGCGUUUGCGAGGGAGAUACUCCUGGACUGCCCGAAGAUCCUCGGGUGGGCCGUGGGUAGGUGGGUCGGCUUCCUCUCCUCGCUCGACGCCGUGCUCUUCUUUGACCCGUUCGCGCUCGCCCGCCUCUGGUCGGCGGUGGAGGACGUCGGGGGAAAGGGCUGGCGCGACGGGCGGCCGUACGAGACGGCCCUCGAGGCCAUCGACAACUACGACCCCCUCUGCCGCGUGUGCCUCGUGGCGGUGGCCAAGUUCCGGGGCGCGGAGGGCGACUGGGACGGGGCGUCCCUGAUGUGGCGACGCCUCCUGACGGUGGAGCAGCGGGCCCAGGAGCCCAACGUCAUGUAUCCGGUGUGGGAGCUGGUAAACGCCGCGGAGAAUGGCGGGAAGCCGGAGGAGGCGGCGGCGUGGCGGCGGUACGGCCGCGAGACCCUGAACCUGGCCAUGGUGAAGUCGACCAUGGUGCCGCCCGAGACCGGGGCUCGCGACAGCGGCGGCGGCGGCUGCGUUGGCGGCAGCAGCGGCGGCGGUGGCGGUAGCUACUCGACCAAGAGCAGCAGCGGCGGCGGCCCGAAGCGCUCGGCCGACACGGCCUCCGUGCUCCGGUCCCUCGCCCUCAACAUCGUUCGGUUCGGGCCUUCCCAUGGCGUGGAGGCCGAGAUGAUGCUGCGGCGCGCCCUCGAGAUCGAGGUGGCCCGGCGAGGGCCUGACGACCCCCAGGUGGCCGUCACCCUUGGGCGGCUCGGCGUCUGCGUGCGGCAGGCUGGGCGCCUGAAGGAGGCGGAGCAGCUGCUGAGGCGAGCUCUCACGAUCGAGGAGGCCAGGCUGGGCGAAGACGACCCUAGGGUCGCGCGCACGCUCUUCCACCUUGGAGUGUGCCUCCGUGUUGCCGGGAGGCUCGAGGAGGCCGAGGAAGUUCUCUGGCGGGCCCUGGACAUCGAGACGGAGAGGCGGGGCGCCGACGACCUGACCGUCGCCGGCACGCUCCACGCGCUAGGCCUGUGCGCCAAGCUCUCGUCUCGGGGCGGCGGCGGCGGCGCGCUGGAGGAGGCGACCGAGCUGUUCGCCCGCGCCCUGGCCAUCAGGGAGGCCAAGCUCCAGCCCGACGACGCCUCGGUUGGGCAAACCCUCUUCGAGCUGGGCGUGUGCCUGAGGCGCGACGGGAGGGUGCAAGAGGCGGAGGCUUUCCUGAGGCGGGCCCUGGGGAUCAAAGAGGCGGCCGCGGCGCUCGAAGCGGAGGGAGGCGUCGCCGCCACCGGCGCCGGCGGCGCCCGCCCGGCCUUGAGCCGUCGCAGCAGCAGCGGCAGCAGCGGCGCCGGCAGCAGGGGCAGCACCGGCCGCAGCAGCAGCAACCGGAACGGCGUCGACGAGGACUCGGUGGGGCUAGCCAUGUUCCAGCUGGGCGUAUGCGUUCUGCAGGGCGGCCGGCGGCUCGAGGAGGCGGAGACGUUGCUGAGGAAUGCUCUCGAUGUGGAGACGCAGAGGCUCGGCUCAGACGACGUAUCAGUUGCGCGCAUCGCGUUCCAGCAUGGGGUGUGCCUUCGUCGCUCGGGACGGCGGGAGGAGGCGGAGAGGGUGCUCGGCGAGUGUGUCAAGACCCUCGAGGCUAGGCUGGGGGCGGGGCACGAAGAAGUGGCCGCGGCGAAGAGCAUGUUGGAUUCGUGCGCGGCGACUGAGUAGGGUGACCACAUGCUGAAAGUUUCCGGAACUUUGUCCACGAAAAGAAUGGAAAAGUGUGUAUGUUCUCUAAUUGUUGGUAUCAAGUGUAUUUUUUGUUUUUCUCCCAAGUGUUUUUGUCCAAGUGCGAUUUGGUGUUCAAUCGUCUCUGUUCUGUUUUGGUCGUAUCCGCGUCUGUUUGUUGGUUGUGCUAUCUAUAGUUGACAGGGUCGGACGUGGGUGGAGUAGCCUAUUCGGCUGUAGAUGCUGAGGCCGCCACACUGCCGGCAACCUGAAAAGCACAUGUGUGCCUGUGCUCAGUUUGUACUAGUGUUGUUCGUAAACAGAAAAACAUGUGUUCAUUGUGCUUGAGAAUUAUUACGUAACUGUUUUUGUUUGUGCCUGCUGUGCCUACGAAUCUUGUCUCUUUACGCCUUUUUUUUUUUAGGGGCCGUUGAUUUGCGCUUGCGACCCUCUUCGCUCGUAUCGACAUGUGUUGUUUCUCACAUACUUUUGCAGGAUAGCUCGUUUUAGUUUCGGAGUGUUGUAGUGGUGAGUGUGUCGCCCAUGAGCAUCUGUCGCGUUCCACCAACCGGCCCACAAUGACAGAGUACGUACGUAACGUGUAGAGGCGCCUUGUUUGGAAGCGGAGUCCCCGGGCAGGGGCGGGGGGGUGGAGGAGCAUAGCCGUUCCGGUAAGUGUCGGUUAUUCUGUAACGAAAACAAUUCGUAGUCGGAUGAUAAAUUAAUUGUACAAUCUAAAUAGUGAUGGUAGAAGGUGAGCUGCGUAUUGAAAGCUUCAUGUCUGAUGCCGGCGUAUAUCUGUUGUUGUUGAGCUGUUCUGUGUCUGUUUUUAUCGAGUGUUGUGUGUACGUGCUGCUGGUAUUGGGUUUCUGAUGGGGAUUUUCGAUGGCGGUGUUGUUUAUUUUGGGGUAGUUGCCUGCUGCUUGAAUCGCGUUGUUGUUGCCAUGCCUGGGCAAUCCCAAGAGUAAGCUAGGUGAGCACCUCUCUCUCUCUCUCUCCCUCUGUCGAAACUUUACUUCUCUUUAGUGCCACCUUUGAUUGUCUUGUAUUUCGCGAGCAACGAGCGUUAGGUUGCAGGGAGGAUUAUUUUGAUGGAGGGUCCUCUGUAGAAGGCUUGGAGCACCCGUAUCUGGGCACCGUUGGGUAUCAUACAGAACGCGCACACGUGCGUCGUAUUGUAUGUAGGCUAGUGCAAGCACAAGGAGGCAUUGCAAGGUCUAUCAAAUGACCAGCUAGAGCAACUCACGAUGCUUUUCUGUCACGGCGGUUGUGUGCAUCCGCACGUACCCAACAACUGUAAGGAGAUUGGUAUCUUUACAAGCGGCCUGGUGCAGAGAGUGCAAGAGUUCACAAGUCUUACAGAAACGUCACGAUGGGUGGGAGAAGUGUUGCGUCCUUGGUGGUAGAGUUUUUUUUUUUCUGUGUUCUUUCCUUGCGAUUGGAAACCUGGGCAAUAUUCUAUUGCUGCCGCUGUUACAGCAACAUCGAGAGGGAAAUGGGGCAGCUACUUACUGGGACUCGUCUAUGCUGUAAUAGUUUAUUCUCACGUGUCGGAGAAGUCUUUCCGGGGC
Molecule: messenger RNA, 5654 nt
Organism: Ectocarpus sp. CCAP 1310/34
Lineage: Eukaryota; Phaeophyceae; Ectocarpales; Ectocarpaceae
Source: the annotation of a GenBank genome assembly